Molecule: messenger RNA, 1960 nt
Organism: Sebastes umbrosus (honeycomb rockfish)
Lineage: Eukaryota; Metazoa; Chordata; Actinopteri; Perciformes; Sebastidae
Exons: 5
Coding region: 527-1225 (232 amino acids)
Source: RefSeq, a predicted model, not a curated record
AGGGAGCAGACUAGCAAUCCAGCAGAGCACUUUCACUUUAGAGCGGAGUGAGGACACACAGAGUGGCCAGAGGGAGAGAUAGAGAGAAGAGGAGGCCAGUGUUGCUCCCGCAUUAUCCAUUAACCAGGGAGAGAGGAGUGGUUCAAAUUCAGGAAGAUUCUAGGUCAGUAGUGAGAGGGAGAAAGGGAAACAUAGUAAAAAACAAAAGCUUUCAUAGGGAAAGACUGCAGCCACUCAGGCUUAAGUGGGAAAAUCCAAAGUGAGAGAGCAGGAUGGCGUGAGAGGAUAAAUGAGGCAUUUAUUGGAAAGUACCAAAAGGACUCCAAAGAAAGGAAUGUAUAAGGGAUGUCAACAAGAGGACUGAAUAUCAGACGGUGAAGGAGAAGCGCGCUCUGUGUCAAAGACCUUUAGAAACCACAGAGGAGGAAACUUUUGCCUUUCACAGACCGACACAGGAACCCGUCUGCAGAGUGUUUGCCAUCAACAAGAGAAAUGGAGAAGCGUCCAUUCUUAGAAAGAUAAAAGGAUGUCACUGCCAGUUGUGCUGUUGCUAUCACUCUUGACUGUCCGAUGUGGUGGAUGUGACUUUGACUGGGAAGGUGUGAAAAACAUUAAAACGACCAUCGACGCUAGUCGGACUGGAUUUCGGACAGUGUUUCCUAAAGAUUACUAUGUAGUGCACCGCUACACAAAAAGCAUGCUCUGUGACAGUGAUCCGUGUUGUGUGUUCCCUGCUGCGAUAGUCCUCCUGGAGUCCUGGCAUGUGCUUCUCGGAAACAUCUGGGAUGAGCACCUUAAUCACUCCUUAAUCCUCGAUCUAAAGCAGACACUGGAUAAAAUCAUAAAAAAGAACAGAAAUACAGAGAGGUACCAGGAGGAGACGGACCUGGCCCAAUUCACCACAUUAUCUUCCUCCCCUGAAGAACUCCUGAAGCUAACAUCAGAACUUCUCGCUCGAUGGCUCGAGGUCGGGUGCUUGCCUUUGAUUGAAACCUGCACCCUGCCCACUUUCCCCCCAUCCCCUGUUGAGAGGAAGGACUAUGGGCCGUCGAGGGCCAGACUCUUGACGACCCGAGCCAUCAGCAGUGAGGAGGAGGAGGGACUGCCCGACACGUUGAUAGACAUUACAUAUCCUCCAUACAGCGGUGGUCCUCCAUCCCUUUCAUAUUCCGCUUCUGUCUGGAGCCCCUUGCUAUUCAGACUCUACUGGUGGUUGUUGCCAUAGUUACCGAAAAGGAUCUACUUUUUUUUUUUUGAUGAUGAUGCACACAAAAUGCAAGACAUUUCCUGGCACUGAAUGUUUAUUUUCUUUAUAUUUGUGUUUUUAAUGCAGCAAGCUUUGUUAAUAUGAAGUGACAUGCACCGGUUGCAUUUAAUGUCCAAAGUUAGUUCACGUAGUGCUCUGUAACCACUGAUAUCACCGAUGCAUGUAAACGUAUAGCCAUCAAGCUCCAGCUAGAUAUGCUCUUCAUGCUAACCAGAGAUAAAUGCCGAGCAAGCCAAUGUGCAUAAGCCAUCGUCUAUUGAUGUGGAAUUCAUCACCGUUUACAAUGAAUGUUAUGUAAAUGUAAGAUAUUACCGUCUAUGGGCGUUUACUUUUGUACAUAAUGUAAAUUAAAGACAUUUAGAUAUAUAUAUAUAUAUAUACAUUGUUAGUUUUUGAUAUAGUAUCGAUAUAAGGGUUCUAAGUUAUAUUUAUUGUGGUCUUUGCUGUUUGUCAUCAGUGAUGGAAAGUAACCAACUACAUUUAAUCAAGUAAUGUACAAUUUUGAGGUACUUGUACAGUGCAUACUUUACUGGAGUAUUUCCAUUUUAUGCUACUUUACAUUUCUACUCCGUUCAAUUUCAGAGGAAAAUAUUAUACUUUUUACACCACUUACUUUACAGAUAUGAUGUCUUGUUAUAAAUUAAACUACCCAGCAGUUUAUUAAAGAGGAUCUAUUAUGCUUAUUUUCAGGUG